AUGAGACUCUUCUCAUUACUAUCCAUAGCAUUCUUGUUUGGAUUCUGUUAUUGUGCUUCUCCAAAUGACUGUAAAGAUCAAGGAGUUGCUGAAACGAAGAUAGUCAAACUUGAUGUUAAUGAUAUAGACGAGGGUCUCUUAACGGUUACAAGGUCUUCCAUUGAUGGAGUACCUCUCAAGACAGUGACUCCAAAGGAAGGUCAUCAACUCACCGAGGUCUAUGAUCUAAAUGUGCGUAUAUGGAAGGGUGCAGAUAAAGAGCAUUGCCUGCAAGUAUUGGUUUACUAUAAUGAAGAGUCUCCUGCAUCAGUAAUUGUAAACUUUGUAAAGGCUGAUGGAAAGAAGCCUUGGAGGUACCAUAACAAGCAGGGUGAUAAAUGGAAUGUAGUAAAGAAAGAAGAUCAUGAGAAACUAUUGGUAGAGCUCAAGAAGAAAGUUCCCCAAUUUCCUCCACCAAAAGACCCCAAAACCCUAGAUCUUGCCUCUCUUGCGGACUCUCGCUAUAAGACGGUAGAUCUAAGCAUUGAUGGAGUUCCUGCAAGGGUUUAUCUAGUUGGUCCAAAAGAAGAUAUAAAUAAGGUCAAUUAUAGUGGAGAGGAAGUAUGGAAAGCAUCCAGGUUCUCUGAGGGUAAACAUGGAUAUAAGGAUACACCUGAAGAAAUAUGCACGUAUUGUAUAACCUUUCUAAAGGAAAAGGAUACUAAAAUGAUACUGGUUAAUAUAUAUGAUGUGACCGUGUACAGGGAAAUAUUUAAACAGAGGGGUGAUAAAUGGGAAAGAUCAACUAGCUAUGCGGGAGAAAUUGCUGCCCUAAAAACACACAAAGAUCCUCCAAAAAAGUUCACUUUGGACAUUUCCUCUCUCGAGGAAGGUGAUGAAAAGUUUAAGCUUGUGAAGGAAGAGAAUAACGGAGCUACUACUUUCUUCUUUGCCACUAAACAAGGCUAUUCUAUCGAGAAUAUUAUGGACGGAGAAACCAAAGUAUGUGCAAUAAAUAAGGACUUCACAUGUUACCUCUGUGAACUCCAUUCCAAGGGUGACUCUAAACUGAUAAGAGUACAUGCAGAGAAGAGCUUUAAGAUCUCACUCAGUUGGUAUGAAAAAUCAGGCGACAAGUGGAAUGGUAUCACACAGAUCGACUUUUUCAAGAAGCUUAAUGAAAUAAGUAAAUUUGGAAAGACUUUGUCUAAUACUGUUAAACAAGAAUUCCCUAAACCUGCACCUCGGAGUGAACGUGUCAACAAGGUAGACUCCACCCUAUUCAAUGUUGAAGAGGGACAAGAGAAUGGGUUUAAGGUUCUUAAGUUAAAAGCAAAGGAGGGUACCAAGGCCGAUAAGCUCACAUUUGGGGGUUUGACACUAUGGCAGAGUCAAAAUGCUGGUGAUGCAUGCUUAACUGCCACAUUCUAUCUUGGAGAGAAGGAACCAAUAGCUGCUUCUUACAGAUUCAAGAGAGACGGAAAACUGAUUGAAGGUUACCGCCAAUUCUCCAAUGGUAACUGGUUCCAAGUCAAUGGUGCUGCCUUCAGGACAUUCAUAGGGAAGGAUGUUCCUGUUACAACACCUAAAGAAUUAUCUACUAAAUCGGCUGGACAUGGUGAUGCUCUUGAUACUGCCAAUCCUGAUGAGACAAAUAUAGAUAUAGAUGAAUACACUGAAUCCGGAGUAUCCUUCAAGGGGUAUUAUCCAAAGGACGCCUUUCAUAUAUCCUCUGUUGUUGAUGGCAAUAAGGAACUGUGGAAACCAGCUGAAGGAACUAAUGAAAAGUGUCUGUUAGUUGAGUCUUAUGCCAAGGAUGGUGUAGAACUUCUUUACCUGGAGACUUCCGGUGGCACUAAGUCCAAGUACUUUGAAAAGGCUGAUGGAGUAUGGAAUGAGGUUGGCAGGGAACUAUUUAAUGAACAGCUUAUGACAAUGAUUGGAGAAUCUGGAAAGAAUGCUUCUCUAAAUAUUGCUCAUCCGAAUAGACUACUAUAUAAGUCCUUCGACUAUACCUUCGCUACAAAUUCAGUAAAACUGGUCGUCCCAAAGAAGGGCAUUUCUAUAUCUACGCUUAUGAACGGCACUGAAGAGGUUUAUACUCUUCCUUCCGUUAGAGAGAAGUUUGAUCAUGCUAAAGUAUACCUAAACAAGGAUAAGAAGCCUGAACUGGUCCUUCUAGUAACUACUUUAUCUGGUACUCCUAAGGAAACUUACCUUGAGCUUAAAGAUGGUAAAUGGGUAUCCUGUGAUGAUCAUGAUGCAAAGAUUAAGAGUUUAAAGGAUACUACAGAAUGGAAAUCAGACUUUGAAAUUGAUCUCUCUGCUUCUAAGGAUACUGACAAUUGCAGUAUCUUUGAGGUGGAAUUACUAGGUAUUACCACUAGACACUUUUAUCCAAAGGCUGGAUACAUGGCUAUCCAAGUAAAAGAUGGAAAUAAAGGACUAUGGACUGCUCCAACUAAUAAUGACUACUGCUUUUCAUGUAUUAUUCAUAAUAAAGGCGAUAAGGAGCUACUUGAGAUGAUUGUAGUGGAGAGAUGUUCAAGGCAUUUGACAUUCUUUGAGAAAGCGAGUACUGAAUGGAACGAGAUCGAAAAUACUACCUUUAAUGACAAGCUAAAGGAGAUGAGGAACGGUACCGCGAAUCCGGCUCCCACUCAGCCUUCUCAAGGGUCUACUAAUCCCACUUCAAAGCCUUAA
This is a messenger RNA of Theileria equi strain WA, 2682 nucleotides long. Its product is annotated as signal peptide-containing protein. Bases 1 to 2682 code for a protein of 893 amino acids. The transcript has a single exon. The record is from RefSeq and is a predicted model, not a curated record. NCBI's taxonomy places the organism in Eukaryota, Apicomplexa, Aconoidasida, Piroplasmida, Theileriidae.